Molecule: messenger RNA, 484 nt
Organism: Austrofundulus limnaeus
Lineage: Eukaryota; Metazoa; Chordata; Actinopteri; Cyprinodontiformes; Rivulidae
Source: RefSeq, a predicted model, not a curated record
GGGACGUAACAUAAUUGGGGGCUCGUUCCGGGAUAUUAAUCCUGUUUACCCCAUUUCUAGACUUUGAAUUUUGGAGAGUUAUUUUUUUUUCUUCUUUUUUGGUGUAUUUGGCAGAAGGUUUCAGUAUGGCAUCCCGUAGUUUCAACCUAAGUACAUUUUUGAAUAAUCCUUCUUGGGAAGAUUUUAAUGUGUGUAGAAAACAGGACUUAUUUUCUAUAGCAGCACAUUUUGAGCUGAGUGUAACCAAACAAAUGAUAAAACAAGAGUUGAAAUCAAUUGUUUCAAACAAACUUAUGGAAGAAGGACUGCUUCCUGUUUCUGACACGCCUUGUUUGUCAGUUCCUUGUGACAGGACUCCUAAUGAGGGAUUGAGGCCUGCUGUGUCAGAAGGACAAAAGCCUGCUGCUGUGGAUCAAUUAAAGGUUGGAAACCUGAGCACUGAUGUCUCACCUGCAACUGCUACUUCAACUCCUUCUUCUCAUUC